Messenger RNA from Harpia harpyja (harpy eagle), 7835 nucleotides. Its product is annotated as KIAA1549 like. The transcript is spliced from 21 exons. The record is from RefSeq and is a predicted model, not a curated record. NCBI's taxonomy places the organism in Eukaryota, Metazoa, Chordata, Aves, Accipitriformes, Accipitridae. The coding region runs from base 257 to 4450 and encodes 1397 amino acids.
CUUCCGCGGCGCUCUCCGCGCCGGAGCCGGAGGGGCCGCGCCGGCGCCUCGGGGGCCACCGGCAGCGCGUCCUCCGGCGGCGGCGGGCGGGCGGGCGAGCGAGAGCCGCCGGCAGCAUGCGGUGCCCCCCGCUCCUCCUCCUCCGCCUCCGCCGCCGCCUCCUGCCUGCACAGCCGCUGCUCUAGAGCCCGGCGCGGCGGGGCGAUGGGCAGCGCUGCCCGCUGAGGCGCGGCGGGGGGCCGUGCGAGGCGCGGGGAUGUGGCGGCGGGCGGCGGGCGGCGGGCGGAGCGGGGCGCGCCCCGCGGGGCCCGGCGGAGCGCCCGGCCCCGCGCCCCCGCGCAGCGCCCCGCCGGCGGCCGGCGGAGCGGGCCUGGCCGGGGCCGUCGUGCUGCUGGGGGUGAUCGUCGCCCUCCUGCCGAGCGCCCGGGCCGAGCCGGGUAUCAGGCAACAGCAUAUCAACGUUGCUCCUUCUACAGGAUCUUUUCCUAAUUGGAGAUCUAUACUAUCACCAACACGGCCUUCCACAGAAACGAAGACUUCCUCAGUAGCUGAUAUUUCCAUGGGACAGACUUUGGAGAAUGCAAACUUGCUUCAGAUGAUAAAAACAACACUGACUGGCACGCGUACCAGGACUUUGGAUCAAACUCAUCUGUCGGCCACCCUUUAUCAAGGCAGUGGAAGCAGUGCAUCCCAGGAACCCGCUGAAGUUUCAGCUGAGUCGCCUCUGAGGUCAUCAUCUCAAGAUGCAGAUGAAACAGCUGCUGUAUCAGGUUUGCCUCAACUUGUGUUAUCUGGAGUAUCUUCUGGUGCAAUACCUACAGUAGGAACUUCAGAAGCAAAACCACUAACAAGAAAAUCAUCUCCAGCUUCACCAGUGCCAGCUUCUUCCUUCUUUUCUCUAGGCACUGAAAACACACCUUUGCCAUCUGUGAUGGCUUUAAGCACACCAAUACUGACACUAACAAAAAAUAACACUGCCACAAACUUGACAUCGGAUCUAAGCUCAGUAGGAACACGUACAGAUUUCCCUUUUGCAACAAGAAACACAACUGCAUCACCCCUGGACAUGACAGCUAUGCCCAUAACCCCUAAAAGCAGCACGGUCACAGCUUCCACACUUGCACCCACAGCACAUGUACCAAGGCAGAUAGAAACAACAGUAACUGACACCCAGAAGUUCCCAAGCUCAGAAAUCACCAAAACGUCAACCCCGUAUCCACUGACAAUUACAGCAGCUUUGACAUCUAUUACAGCAUCAGCGAAAACAACUAGGCUUCCCCCUACUCCAGUGGAAAACAUCUCUGCUCCUCCCGAAACCACAGCAGCAGCCGCUUUCGCUAACAUGACAGCAGCUCCUCCCCUGGAUUGCCGGCUCUCCAGGAACCUUAUGGUUAAAACAGUUCUGUUUCUGAACACAAGGAGGAUGCUGAUCAGCAAUCCCUUCAAGGAGAGUGUGAGAAAAGGGCUCAACCAAGUGCUGAGACAAGCGUUCAACCAAAACGUCAGUGCUCAGGUUGAAAUCCUGGAGCAAUCGAAUAACGUAACAGUCGGUUACUACGUUACACGGGGCAGACUGGUUUUUAUGCCAGCUGCUGUAAUUGAAAGGCUUCUCGCGUACGGCAUUAGCAACGCCACAGCGGACAUAAAGCAGCACGUCCCACAUCUCCAGUCGGUGGCGGCCCUGGCCGUGCCGUGGAAGCCCCUUCCCGCGUACCACUUCCAGCUGAAAACAGAGCUGCAGUUUGUGGGUCAAACAGACAAUAUCCAGUCAUGCAAGUUUGUUCAGACCAUGGAGCAACGGUUACAGAGAGCAUUUCAGGAUGCUGAAAGAAAGGUCUUAAACACCAGCAACAACUUAACAGUUCAGAUUUUGAACACCUCCAAUGUCUCCCAAGCUGUCACUCUGUUUUAUGUAGUGAACAAUCAAAGCACAACUCUAAAUGGCACUAUUUCCAGCAACCUUCUUAAUCAGCUGUCAGCUGAGCUGGUGGGUUUCUACCUAACCUACCCACCUCUUACCAUUGCAGAAUCUUUGGAGUAUCCAAACCUUGAUGUCUCAGAGUCAACUAGAGACUACUGGGUGAUAACAGUUAUUCAAGGGGUUGAUAUUGCAUUACUGGGACUGAACAAUCAGAGCUUUGCAAGAUUAAUGGAGCAGCGUUUGGCUCCGCUGUUUAUGAUGUCCCACCAGCAAGGAAGACGAUUCAAACGUGCCACUACUGUGGGCAGCUACACUGUGCAGAUGGUAAAAAUCCAACGUAUUCCAGGACCCAAGGAGCCAGCUGAACUGACAUACUAUACUUUAUACAACGGGAAACCUUUGCUGGGCACUGCAGCUGCCAAAAUUUUGAGUACUGUUGACUCCCAGCGGAUGGCCCUGACACUAGGUUAUGUUAUUCAAGUUCAAGCUGAUCCUGUGGUGAAGAACCCCCCAAACAACCUGUGGAUCAUUGCAGCGGUGCUGGCUCCCAUUGCUGUGGUUACAGUUAUCAUCAUCAUCAUCACAGCGGUUCUGUGCAGAAAGAACAAGAACGACUUCAAACCAGACACCAUGAUGAACCUGCCUCAGAGAGCUAAACCAGUACAAGGCUUUGACUAUGCCAAGCAACACUUAGGUCAGCAAGGAGCUGAAGAUGAGGUUUUACCUGUAACUCAGGAGACUGUUGUACUUCCACUUCCAGUUAGAGAUGCUCCCGCCUCCCAGGAGAGAGAAAUUACUCAGGAUGGGAGCACCAUCAAAACUGCCAAAUCCAAUGAAACAAGGAAAAGCCGGUCCCCGAGUCAGAACGGCUCCAUCAUCAGCAACGGGUCGGGAAAGCCCAGCUCCGGCCGGAGCUCCCUCCAGAAAGUAAUGGCACCGCAAAAAGUGACAAAAGACGAAGGAAGGAAAAGAACCGUGCCUGUAAGUGAUGAAGAAGAAGGAGGCAUUCUCUUUGAUAACAUUGCCAAAUCUGCCAUUGACCCCUUCGACACCUCUUCUGGAUCGGUACAGCUGAUAGCUAUCAAACCCGUGGCACUACCUGCUGUUCAUGCUGCAUCAGAUAGGAGCCAGGAAUCUGCCAUCAUUAAUGGAGAGAUGAACAAGGCUUUGAAGCAGAAGUCCGAUAUAGAACAUUACCGCAACAAACUGCGCUUGAAAGCCAAGAGGAAGGGGUACUAUGAUUUCCCUCAGGUUGAUAACAACAAGGGGCUGACAGAGAGAAAAAGGAUGUAUGAGAAAAACCAGAAAGAACUUGACCACAUUUUGGAUCCAGAUGCAGAUGUCUCGUCUCCGUUUGCUGAGCCUAAGAACAGGCAACCGAUGAAGAACUCGGUAUACAGAAGCAGGCAGUCUUUGAACAGUCCUAGCCCAGGAGAAACUGAGAUGGAUCUUCUAGUGACUCGAGAAAGACCUAGACGUGGAAUCCGUAACAGUGGAUAUGACACUGAGCCUGAAAUUAUAGAAGAAACAAAUGUUGACCGCGUCAACGAGCCUCGGAGUUACGCCAGGUCCCGUCAGGCCAAAGGCCACUCGGAGACCUCAACCUUAAGUUCUCAGCCCUCUAUUGAUGAGGUUCGACAGCAGAUGCAUAUGCUCUUGGAAGAGGCUUUCAGCCUGGCCUCUGCGGGCCACGGAGGACAGAGCAGGCAGGAGGCAUACAGCUCAGCACCGCACUUGCCCUACUCGGAGGUUGUGACCAGUGCUCCUGGUACCAUGACCCGACCUAGAGGGGGGGUACAGUGGGUACCCACAUACAGACCAGAAAUGUAUCAGUACAGUUUACCAAGACCAGCUUACAGAUUUUCUCAGCUUCCUGAGAUGGUAAUGGGUUCUCCUCCUCCUCCUGUCCCUCCCAGAACAGGUCCUGUGGCUGUUGCCUCUCUCCGGAGGUCUACAUCAGAUAUUGGCAGCAAAGUGAGAAUACCUGAGUCCAGUGGGGCAGAUCAGGCCCAGCAUCAUGAUCAGGCAUCUUUUGCACCUGGUUCAAGAGCUCCGAUGUCUGUUGGUCCACUUGAUCAAUCAGCUUUUCACUCAGGAAGUACAGUACCAGCAGUGUUUGCCAUACCAGCAGCAAACCGACCUGGCUUCACAGGCUAUUUUAUCCCAACACCACCUACUGCAUACAGGAACCAAGCCUGGAUGCCCUAUGCUGGAGAGAAUGAAUUACCAGGGCAAUGGGCAGACUCAGUACCACUACCUGGAUACAUCGAGGCUUAUCCACGGCCCCGCUACCAACAUAAUUCUCCUUCACGACUUCCUCGCCAAUACAGCCAGCAAGCAAGCAUGCAUCCCAGCCUGGAACAAGCUCCUUUGCCGUCCACCGCAGCUUCUCAGCAGAGCCUGACGGAAAAUGACCCAUCUGAUGCUCCGCUCACCAACAUUUCUACAGCUGCCCUCGUAAAGGCAAUAAGGGAAGAAGUUGCUAAACUGGCCAAGAAGCAAACAGAUAUGUUUGAGUUCCAGGUCUAAUAUCUUUUGUGCACAGUAUUUGUAUCAUGCAACCUGGGGUAGCCAAGAAGGUGACUCCUUUAAUUUUCAGUUACAAACUUGCUGUGAAUUGUGCCAAAGUGAUGGCAUUUUUCUCUGUCUGAAAAGUCAACGCUAUGAAAUGACUUAAAGUAGAGCAACAGGUCUCUGAAGAUACAUAAUUCUGCUUGCCAGCUAAGGAAACGCUGCCAGGUAAAUGUUUAAUAUGGAUAAGACUGAUCAUACGCAACUGUCACUUAGCUCUCGUGUUAUGACCCAUUGUCACUAGAGAUGCUGCUGAACAUGUCUGUGCCACACGAUGUUUCAUUUGCGGGUCCAAAGGCAGAGCUGCUGAAAAUAACUUCUGCAUGUCAAAACUUUGAUUAAGGAAGAAAAUACAGUAGAACACAGUUAGCUAAAGGCCACGGUAGGUGUGGUGGUGGCCAUGUUAAUUGUUUGCUGCAGGACAUUGUAUAAGGGAUGCUGAUUUCAGCAAUGCGGAGUCAUUCAGCCUUUUCAUUCUAGAGACUGUAUUCAAACCAAAAGAAUUUGAGAUGAGUAAGUAAUGCAAAUAAAUGUCCUGUAAAUAGCCCCAAUUCUCCUCAUCCUAUUAACAGUACAAAGAAGUGAAAGAAGAGAAGACUGUGAAGAAGGUGAAUGAUAUUUUGAUAAUUGGUGGCUGCCUUGUCCCUCAAUGCCACUGAUGAGUUAUAGAGGAGAUUUUUUUUGGUGUGAGAGAAUACAAUGCACGAAGAGCCAACAAAGGGUAUUGGUGCUAGAAGCUUCCAGGAGAAAUGAAAAAAGGUUAUUCGUGUUUGCUCUAUAUUCAGGCUUUUCGCUCUGAAUGCAUGUGAAGCUGGUGAACCUGAGACCUCUGAGCAAGUCUUUCCAACCUGGAAUAAUGAAUACACCUGCUUGGACAAGAAAACCUCUGUUUAACACAGUGCUUUUUUCUCUUUCUUAAACAAUGAUACCUACUAAAGUGAUGCCAGAAAGUGCUACCUGAAGCUGCAGUUGAUUUUGAUUACACUGGAACGGUGAAUGCAAACCUAGGAAGUUCUGAAUGUAGAGGACCUGAGUAUUAUAUUAACAUGUAAAUAAGUAAACAAUUACAUGGAUUAACAAAAAUACUAAUGUUCUGUGAAAAAGAGAGCAUUUCCAGAAAUUAUGCUGACUUUUCUUUGUGCGAGAUAAAGGUCACUAAUUGUUAAACUACAUUGUUGUAUGAAUCCAAUCCCAAAAGAAAAACAAACCAGUUCAAUGGGACAGUAGUUCAUCUUUUGCAGUUGUACAGACUAGUCAGAGAUCAUGAACAAUUGUUUUCUGUUCCUUCAGCAAUUAGCUUCGGGAACUGAAGUUGUUGCAAAAUUUGUUGUGUUGGGCAUGUUCGAUGGACUGGAGUUAAAGGUAAUGUCCUUCAUUUCAGUAAGCUGUUUAGUUAUCCUCAAUUGCUUAUGCUGUUUUGUCUGAUCAUUUCAUUUCCCCGAGUUUCUUUGGUCUUUACUGAGGUGAGAAAGGGAACUUGGUUUAGCUUUUUGGCCAUCAGUAAAAUGAGAGGAGGAGAGAGGAGACUAGAAUAGGGGAUAGAAGAAGAAAUUGAUGAAGCACAAACUUUGAAAGCAGAGCUAUUUUUUCCCCAAAUAAUUAUAUUAUAAACCCUGACUGAGAUUGUGAUAGUUAGCCUAGAAUAUACAGAUAUCUUCUGCUCCAAUACCUUAAAUAUUGCAGAAGCUUUUGGAAUGCUAGCUAAUCUUUCAACAAAUGUGAAAUUUCAUUUUUAUUAUUUAAAAAUCAGAUAUAAAUAAAAUGUAUUUUUGUAAUUUCUAUGUAUAUAUGUGCUGUAUAUUUAUACAAGUGACUAGUCUGCUGUAGUCAGAAAAUUUCCAUAAACCAAGUGCAAAAAAGAAAAAGAAAAAAAAAACCUAGUAAUUUUAAUGAUCAAUAUAAACACACUAUGUCUGGAGGACACAAAUAUACAUUUGGGUGACUUGGACACCAAACAACCAAAGAAACUCAAUCUUUCAUAUAAAUAUAAGUCUAGUAAAGACAGACUGCUGUCUCAGUUACCUGUCAGCUAAAUAAUACUGAUCUUAUCAGUGCAAUACAAUACAUCCAAAUUGUGUUGAAUUAAUAGCUGCCUAAGAAUAUCACACUUUAAAAUAACAACUUAAAAAUACUGGGCCAAACCCAGCAUGCCAUAAAAAGACUAGUUCUGGUUGGCUUCAGUGGGAACAUCACUCACUGAGAGCAAGGCUGAGUUUCUCUAUUAGGAUUCGUCUAUUCGUGCAAGCUUCACAAGAAUCCCUUAAACAAUAUUCUGCUUAUUUUUCAGUCAUUUAAAUCACUGUAGCAUAAGUGCAGACACAGUUGAAGAGUGGCUUACGUUUAUUUAGCCUAAGAUGGUUCAUAACUAGCUUAACCUAGCUUGGUAAGUGAAAUCUACACUAAAUCGUGUCAACCACAUUUUGCAUCAGCUUUAUUACCUCAGUUUUUGAAUGAUUCUUCUAUUUAGCCCAGUGAAAUUUUGGAAGUAGGUAGGCCCUUCUAUGCAAUGGGAGUGAAAUGUGCUGUGAAAUAAAUUUCUGUAUCUUAGACUCCAGUCUUGCAGAGUUAUCCUAAAGCUGCAGGUAUGGAAGCAGCAGCAAUCACAUGGAUGGGAGUGUGAAGCCACAUAGCUGGGAAGGGUAAUGUUACGACAUGUUCCCAAAAGAGUCACGGGAGGUAGGACAUACCAGAUUUAAACAGCAUCUUUGGGACACUUAGCUCUUUUUGUAAAUCUGUACCUGUUCUUAAAUUUAGGCAAUUUAGUAGUUCUAUUGAAAAAUGUGUGAGGGUAAAGCCUCAUAUAUCUUACAUGAUGAAGCAUAUAUCUUGCCAUACUGGAAAUUUAGAAGUUUGGAAAUUAUGUAGAUGUACAGGGUUUGAAUGCCUACAUGCAAGCAAAAUGAACAAAUAGAAAAAUCCCCAAUAAAAACAUUUAAAUAGCCUUCUAGAAAGAAAAAAACAUUUCAGUAAAGUUAAACAAAGUACUCUUCGUACUGCUGAGGAAGACCUGUUAGUCUUUCAAAAUUAAUUUUGUUUGGUAUUGUAUCAAUGACGUGCAGUCUAUUGAAUAUUCCCUGAACCAUCACUCUGAAACCAUUGUGGUGCACUUUAUUCACAAAGACAUCUUACAUUCUUCAUUCAUAAUGGCUUUUUAUCCUGUUUGUAAUAUGUUUCUGUAUUAUUUUUUUUUAAGUACAAAGUAAGAUAUCAAGACACUAAGGACAUUCCUGGGAAAGAAAAAUCAUGCUGUAAUAUUUAUACUGUCUGAGCACAAAGCAAUGAUAAAGUGAAAAUAUAGUGUACAAAUAAUUUGUAAUAUAAUAAACAUUUUGUAUGACUACAA